AUGGAUUCUAUUUAUUCUUCUGCAAAUGCAAUUGUUAGUCGAGCACAGCCUAGUUUAGACGGUGGAAUUAUUACAUUUAUUCUUAAUAAUCUUGUACAUUUGCCUACACCGGAUUCAUCGUCACCGUCGUCGUCUAAUCAAACUACUACUACAUCGGAUUCCGAAGUAACUAUUACCCAUCAUAUAUUAUCAACUUAUUCACGUACUGGUUAUGCCCUAGGAAUUGUAUGCGCUGUAUUAUGGAGUAUUAUAUUAAUUAUUAUUGCUUGUUCAACAUGUCGUCGACGUAAACAUAUUAAAAAGCAUUCAGAAACUUUAAUAUAUCUUGCACCUACAGAUAAUCAUGUACUGAAUACAUCACGACAAACUAUUAACACUGGUUCAUUAACACAUCAUUCAUCAAAAUCAACAUUUUAUCGUACACGUGAACGUUUACAAUCUAGUUGGAUAUGUUUAGCUAUACAAUUUGCACUGUUAACUCUCCUAGCUAUUUUAUUAGGUACAGCUGUUAUCCUUGGCUUUACUGCCUCUGGUCAAUUGCAUACAAAUUUAAUUACAACACCAAUACAUGAAGAGUCUGUAGGCCGUUUAUUAACUAUUGGUGAGUUGGAUAUUACAAAUCCGGAUAAAAGACAUAUCUUUCCACGUCUGUUACGUGGUUUAGCUCAGAUCAGAGCAUAUAUUAGUGAAUUUGUACCACAGACAAAAAUUGACAUAGAACCAAUUGUUAAAGAAUUGAUUCAAGCCACAGAGAAGAUGCAAGAUCGUAUGACAAAUGAAUUCAAUGCCAUCUUAUUUAAUGAUAUCGGUGUUACAGAAGCUUUCCAGUUGGGUGAUAUUCUCGGUGGACAUGUUGUCACACUGAUUAAUAAGUAUACAGCAAUUGUAGAAUCGAAUAAAGAGUUUAAGAAUAUAUUUGAUCGUCUCAAAGUUGAAUUUCAAUCAUGGCUACGACUAGUGAAUGCAGAUAGUCCACAGAAUGAUUAUAAUUGUGUUGACCAGUGUAGUGUUCUUCGAUCAACUUUCAUGAAUAAUGUCUCUGUUCGACCAGAUUCAUUUAUGCCAGAAAUUAAUUUUGCUAUCGCUUUAAAAUUUUUGACAACUGAUCGAAAUCAAACUGCAGAGAGUAUUCAAGCCCAAUUGAAUCAUGGGAAAGAGUUAGCCAAUCAACAAUUAGAGAGAACUAAAAGUAUGAUGGCUGAAAAAAUCAAUAUUCCUGAAUCGAUAAGAAAUAUGACCAAUAAACAAUGGGAUCAAAUUGGUUCACAGUUAUCCGAUGUUCUUUCGAGAAUUGAUCAAAUUUUCAUUAUGAUCACUAGAUCAAUUUCACCGAAAGUCUCUUCUGCAUCUAGUCUCUUUUUAACAUUGAAUUUAAUUUUUUGGUUCUCAAUUCUAUUGAUCACAAUCGGAUUGAUUUGGUUAAUUAUUCGUUAUCAUUUUGUUCCAGCUGAGCUUGGCUUACAAGCACGGAAUCGAGUACGUCUGGGGGCUAGUGUGGGUUAUUUUAUUCUAGCGAUAAGUAUUAUACUAGCCUGUUUAUUCUACCUAAUCGGUGGUUAUCUCUACACUGAAGGCUGUCGUUAUAUCAAUCCAGAACAGAAUAUGAUCAAUGUAACCGAUUAUGAUCCAACUCAUCAGAAUUAUAUUCAAAAGACAAUGCUUCCAGUUGAUGCGCAUAUCAAUGCAUUUAUUAAUCGUAAUUGGCCAGCUAUUGUAUCAAUUUCCAGUCAACUGUCAUCAAUGCCUGUUCCGCAUAUACGUAGUCCAAUCUAUGGGAUAUUACAUAAUUGUCGUGAUAAUCAAGGUAUUUUACAAGCUAUGGAUAGUAUUAAAGAUUUUGAUAUGAAAGCAUUAAAUGAUCCACAAAUGUCUGAAAGAUUUGUCAACCUUGGUAAAGAGAUUAUGAUCAAUUCAUUGGAAUCAAUCAACGUUGAUGAAAUGUUCCCUAAAGAGACCGAUGAUAAUUUAGCUAUGGCAUCACGUUUAGAUGAUUUUAUUGUAAAUUAUGAAGAGGUACGUUUACAAUUGCCUAAAUAUUAUUUAAGUAUUCAAUCACCAACUGAUGAAGCGGGCAAUUUUACUUUGUGGUCAGUAGAUGAUAUGUGGAAAGCUUGGGAAAUGUAUUACACAGAUAUAUUGAGUUAUCGAUUGUCAGUGGAACAAAUGAACAAGUUGAAUUCAGCUACAGAGAAAGUUAGACGUACUCUUAUCCAAUUGGAUAGUAUUAUCAAAGAUAUUGAUGAGAAUUUAAUUGUUCUGUCUAGCUUAAAAAAGAGUGCUCCACUUGUUAUGAAACUUCAAAAUAGACUAAUUGAUUUAAAAGCCAUAAUGAAUAAUAAAACACAUUUAAUCCAUCGAGCUGUUCAAUUGUUCGAUGAAAAUAUUAAGGCGAAAACGCCCGAGGAGGCGAUGAAUCUAAUUGUGGAGUAUGGGCCGAAGAUUAUGUCGAAAGUUGGUCAAUGCCGCCGGGUAUACAGUGCUGUUGAUGAUGUGAACAAUGCUGUUUGUAAUGGAUUUGUAAGUGUGCUAAACGGAUUCUGGUUUUUAAUGGGUUGGGUUACACUAAUCGGUACAUUGAUUAUUACAUUCAGUCUGUUAUUAUUAAUGCAUAAACCACAAUUUAAUCAGGCCAGUGAUAAAGCCUAUCGACGGAAUAUUAUGAAUCGGAAAGCGAUCAAGUCGAAUACUACAACGGCGACAACAGUUACCGAGAAUUGUUGUAGUCAUCCUAGUGAAUUAGAAGCAUUGACUACUUCACAUUCGCCUGUUAUCAAGUCAAAUCCUUCAGAAGUAUGA
Trichobilharzia regenti is the source of this 2796-nucleotide messenger RNA. The record is from the annotation of a GenBank genome assembly. NCBI's taxonomy places the organism in Eukaryota, Metazoa, Platyhelminthes, Trematoda, Strigeidida, Schistosomatidae.